This is a messenger RNA of Cryptomeria japonica (Japanese cedar), 3072 nucleotides long. Its product is annotated as cell division control protein 48 homolog C. Gene Ontology annotation, molecular function: preribosome binding; ATP binding; ATP hydrolysis activity. Gene Ontology annotation, cellular component: nucleus. The record is from RefSeq and is a predicted model, not a curated record. Gene Ontology annotation, biological process: ribosome biogenesis. NCBI's taxonomy places the organism in Eukaryota, Viridiplantae, Streptophyta, Pinopsida, Cupressales, Cupressaceae.
UCUAUGAGAGGACUAGACCGCCAAAUUUAGGAUUGUAAAGCUUGAGGGCGGUGGUUCAGUGGCUUACCGACGUUCGAAUCACAGUAGCGACUCCUCGAUAAACCUCGUAUCAGUCAAAUAGCUUGUUACACUAAAAAACCACAAUUUUGUGAGGUGAAGAGUCCAAUCAAAUCAGGCUAAUCAGCAUUGAAAACAGGCUAAUCAGCAUUUCGAGGGUUAUCAAUUUUGUGCUGCCUGUAGUCUGAGAAUCGUGAUCGUAAUGAGGCAUAAAACGAGGUGUGCUAAGUUGCGCACUGUCCAUCGCUCAUUCUUCGAUCGAUUGAUACUUCCGAGGGUUGAGCAAUAUGCCAUUAACCACGACCUCCACGACCUCGACGCCGCUGUCAAUUAUCUCAGAACAAAUUAUCGCGAGUACAGACGUCACAAAGAAGACUCCUUUCGCAAAAUAGUUUUCCGCGCCAUCCAAACCCUCCAACAUGACAAAAAUCAUCAAAAGAGAAAGCGCAACAGGCUCCAUGAAGAGGAAGAAGGAGAAGAGGAGGAUGAGGAGGAGGAGGAGGAAGAAGCAUCAUCAUCUGGAGAAAGCGACAGCAGCGGGUCACAAUUCGAAUUGAAUCCGACAUCUUUCCCAGGCCUCAUGAACUCUGUUUUGAGAACAAACUACGGCGCCAAUGUUAAUGCUUCCUCUCCAAAAUCCUCAGAGUCUACUAAGAUCACGCAGGAGAACACUAAGAUGGAUAUCAACACUGAACUGUGUAGCGAAAAUGGUAAUGAAUUGAAUGGAAUAGUUAGCGAUUCCAAGGAGAAGCAAGAAUCUCAAGGGGGGUUUGAAGUGAAGCUCAAAAAGGAAGACAGGGGGUUUGAUAGUCGGGUUAUGUUUAAAGAUUUAGGUGGGUUGAGUGGAGUAAUCAAUGAAAUAAUGGAGAUUAUUUACCCUCUGUUUCAUCCGGAGAUUUAUCCUUGGCUGGGAGUUCAGCCAAUGAAGGGCAUUUUGUUACACGGACCGCCUGGAUGUGGGAAAACCAAAUUGGCGCAUGCCAUAGCCAACGAGGCAGGCGUUCCCUUCUACAAGAUUUCGGCUACUGAAGUGGUUUCUGGAGUAUCAGGUGAAUCAGAAGAGAAUAUUCGUAAUUUGUUUUCAAAAGCAUUAAAGUGCCAAAAGAGAAACUUUGCAGAGGGAAAUGGAGCGUCGUAUUGUGAUACAACUUUUGACCUGCAUGGAUGAAUCGCAUGAGACCAUUAUAUCUGGUGGCCAAGAAUCUGAUGCAGAAAUGCCUAAAAAGAAGUCGGGGCAUGUUUUAGUUAUUGGGGCUACAAAUAGACCUGAUUCUCUAGAUCCUGCACUCCGGAGGCCUGGUCGCUUUGAUCGUGAGAUUGUUCUAGGUGUUCCAGAUGAAAAUUCAAGAGUUGAGAUCUUGUCAGUAAUUACAAGAGGGUUAAGACUAGAUGGUUUGUUUGAUUUCAAGAAAAUUGCAAAAUGCACACCUGGUUUUGUAGGUGCAGACUUGACAGCACUAACCAGGGAAGCGGCCUCAGUUGCAAUAAAGAGAAUGAUAGCAAGCAGGAAUCCGCAAAAUCUUUUAAAAUGUGAGGAUAUAGAGGCUACUGAAAAUGCAUGGUGGAAAAAGGCAUGGACACAAGAAGAAAUGAAUAAUCUUAGUAUUACAAUGGCAGAUUUCGAGGAAGCUGCAACAAAGGUGCAACCAUCAACUCGAAGGGAGGGAUUUUCUGCCAUUCCAAAUGUUAAAUGGGAUGAUGUAGGGGCUCUUGGUUCUCUGCGCAAGGAUUUUGAACUGCAUGUUGUUAGGCGGAUCAAGCACCCAGAGGAAUAUGAGGCUCUUGGAAUGGAUUUGGAUAAUGGAUUUUUGCUUUAUGGACCACCGGGUUGUGGUAAAACUUUGGUUGCAAAGGCUGUAGCCAAUGAAGCCGGGGCUAACUUUAUACACAUUAAGGGUCCAGAACUUUUAAACAAAUAUGUUGGAGAAAGUGAACUUGCAAUCCGGACAAUUUUUACUCGUGCACGCACUUGCUCCCCUUGCAUACUUUUCUUUGAUGAGAUUGAUGCUUUGACUACCAAACGGGGUAAAGAUGGUGGCUGGGUUGUAGAGCGUCUGUUGAAUCAGCUUCUCAUAGAGAUGGAUGGAUCAGAAAAGCGCAAGGGUGUUUUUGUAAUUGGAGCAACAAAUCGUCCAGAAGUAAUGGAUCCAGCAGUUUUACGGCCAGGACGAUUUGGCAAACUCCUUUAUGUUCCGAUACCAGAUGCAGAGGGAAGAGUUUCAAUAUUAAAGACCCUUACUCGAAAGCGACCUCUUUCUGCAGAGGUUGACCUUAAUUACAUUGGCCACAGUCAGUCUUGUGAGAACUUCAGUGGUGCUGAUCUUGCUGCUCUUGUUAAUGAAGCUUGCAUGUGUGCAUUGCAAGAGAGAAUUACAACAGCAGUGGAGGCUGAUUCAGAUGUUAGGAAGUAUGCUUUGGUGGUUAAUCUAUCACACUUUGAGCAAGCUUUCAAGAGAGUUGUGCCUUCUGUGUCUAAAGCGCAACGGCAUUAUUAUGAACAAGUAUAUCAAAAAUUUAUGGGGCUGACUGGAAAUCACUAAGAAAAUAUCCUACAAGCUUUUAAAAACAUGCCAAUUAAAUAUUUUGAAGGAUUUAUUUGUGUCAGUGGCUGAUAGUGGCUUCUUUCCAUGAGAGCAAUUAAAGAUAUACCUUUUUGUUUGAACAGAUCCUGUUUGAGGUUAUGGAGCAUGAGGGUCAGCUGUUUCAGAUUCUUUUCAAGGGGCUGCACAUAUUCCACAGAAAUGAAAGCAUUUUUUGAAGAUUGUAUUCCUGAAUUUAUAUAUUUGUAUCACAUUGGUAAGUGACAGUUGGAGGUGAUCUAUAUGUUCCUUUUUUUUAUGCCUCAGAAUAUAGCGUUGACAUCAAAAUUCGGUUGCACAAGUCAGCAAUUAAUUUCUUGUAAAUAAUACGAGGUAGAGAGACAGACAGAGGGAACCUUGUGCUGAGGAUCCUGCAAAAUUUUGUACUGUGUUUAUUUCAUUGGCUUAUUUUGAAUGGCACGCCAUUGCAAUUUUA